CAUAAGAAUUUAUGUCUUUAAUUGUAUCAGCAAGUCUAUGGAAUUCUGUUCUGCAAAUCGAAAUAAAUAUUGAUAACCAAAUAUGUUCGCCAGUAAUUGUUUAAGGACGGCGGCGAUGAGGGCGUGGGGCAGCGCCCGUCCCCUCCACACCUCCGCGUGCUGCCGGAAGGUGCAGGCGGGCCGCUACCGCCCGUCGCCCCGGGGCGACCGCCCCCUCACCUACGAGAUGGCCAACCCCCCACACUACAUCGCCAGCCGCAAGUCCUGGAACUCUUGGAACACGACUAGCCUGCAGGGCGGCCUCCGGGCGGCGGACACCGCCAUCGAGGACAUCUUCAUCCGCAAGUUCGUGACGGGCACGUGGCACGGCCUGUUCGUGUCGGAGGUGAUCGUCAAGCGGCAGCACAACGUGAUCCGCGUGGCGGGCAUCGUGAGGCGGGCGGUCAGCGCGCGCAAGAUGUACUUCCUGCUGGGCUACUGCGAGGAGAUGCUGGCCUCCUGGCUGCAGUGUCCCGUCCGCCUGGAGCUCCAGACCGUGGCUGACCGGGAGGACGUGGUCUUCAAGCACAUCUAGGCCGCCGCGGGCGGUCCGGAGACACACUCCCGCUCGGCCUCCGGGAUCCAGAAUUGUGGACAUGGGAGAGCCAAAUUAAAUUUUUUGAUACAAUUUUAGUACAUUUAGAAGUACGUUGUAUUUGCGGUUGAAAAAUGUCCAGCAGUAAAAUAAUAUUUAAGUAAGUUUGGUGAACUAUAAUAAAGAAUCAGGAGAAAAUUAAAAAAAAAAACUAUUCAAGGUUCGGGGGGGCAAUGCCGCUAUGGCCGCCCCUCUGGAUCCGCUAGUGUCUGGGCAGUUGUGGUCGCUUAAAGGGACUUCCUAUAGCAUGUUUACGGCAUGCCUGUGCAUUACACACAAGAGGCAUACGUAACGGUUAUCAAAGGUUACAUCUCAAACUUCCAUCGUUCAUAAUAAUAUUCCAUUACGCCCCCUUAAUAUCCUUAAAAAGAUCUUAAUUGAUAAAGGGCACUUAAAAGCCAUUAAAUUUCACUAAGAAUCCUUCAAAACUCAAUAAAGACUGAUAGCUUGCAAGUAAUGGAUAAAUGCAGGUAUUUUAAUGCUCUUUUGUUUCCGUCAACGCUUUGUGCAUGCCCAGGCAAUUAACUAAACUAAAAAGGUAUGUUUUGUUAUAUAAUUAGUGAUCAUAGUAACCAUAGUAAGUGGUUGGUGUAUAAAAUUCAGAUACACUGUUGGGUUAGAUGUGUUCCACAGAUAAUUCUGGACAAUAGGGGCCUAAUCUGUAGGAAUUGAAUCAACCAACUAAAAAAAAUUUUUUUGUGCAUUAUCAAUUAUCUAUUAAACAUUAUUUGCUUGAGGUAAAUUUAUGAUAGUAAUUUUUUUUAUAUAUACUGAUGAUGGCAAUGUAGUAAAGGGUCUUUAAACACUCCUUUUUGAUUGCUUAAGAUAUACUGUGCAGAUAUACCAAUAUACCAUGCAGAUAUAUUUUUUAAGGAAUCAUACAGCAUGAUUGUAUACUGUGGGGAGCCUAGUUACACAGGCAGCAACACACUAGGCUGUUCAAUAAGAAACCUCAGCCAGUUGGUACUGUUCAGAGUUUGGCCAGCAUUAGAUUUUAUGGCUUGAAAAGGCGUGGAUCUCGCUUUCAGGCACUUGUCAAAAAGAACAGUUUUUUUUAAUUUUUACAUUUUAGCUGAUUAUAUGAAAUAAUAAGUUUUUUUUUUUUUAAUCUAUGCCUUGUAAUGGCAAAAUUUCGGAAAAAUAACUCAAAAUUUAAAUUAAUGCAAAGAAUUUAAAAAAAAAAUAUAAACUGCUUGAAAGACAGAAAUGUGUAAAUCCCAACCCUCCAGGUAAUAAUUUAUUUAUGAGUGAUAACAAAGUAGCUGAGUGUUUCAGUCAAAAAGUAAUUUCCAUUCACCUUGAACCUUUUUUGUGUGCAACUGUAUUUAUAGCUAUAUAUAGAAAACAAUUUUUGUUCAUUUUACCAUCACAGAAUGGUUGGCAAACUAAAAUACUGUAGGACUACAAAAGUACAUAUGAAAACACACUAGUUUGACAAGGAAUGGAAGGACUUUUUUUUCAAGACAAAGGUGCCAAAGACAUGAAACGGGCACCUAAAAAAAAUGUAUGUAUACAUACACACAAACAGUUUAUGCAAACUCUUAAGUAAACUACAAUACAACACACAUCUCUUUGGGAUGGAAAAAAAAUUGACACCUUAUAUACAUUUUACAUGUAUGUAAUAGUCACCUGAGUAAAAAUUUGCACACAAUUUUCAGUUAUGAAAGAAAUACCUUAUAUUUAAAAAUUUCAACUUCAGUGUUCACCACUUAGAAAGAUCUGACUAAUAGACAGAUGAGAAAUUUGCGGCAACCUCAGAUUCUGUUGGCUCCCUGGGUGUGUAGCCCCUGGAACGGCAUCUGUAAGAAAUUCCAGUGUCUCCUGCUAAAAUCUCACUUGAUUCUUGCUAACUACACAACUUUGAAAGUCUGGUGAAAAAUUCAUAAUUUCUUGAAAUGUGUUUGUAAACAUGACUGUAAUAAAUGUAUGUGAACUAUUUUGUGUGAUGAUACAGUUGGACUGAAGAAAUACUGAGUUAUUUUGAUUGUUGUUUUGGGAAAAAACAUGUUCCUUAGAAAGCUGUAUAUAAUAAAAAUGAUUUAUGUUGAA
Messenger RNA from Bacillus rossius redtenbacheri, 2683 nucleotides. RefSeq names its product small ribosomal subunit protein uS3m (gene mRpS24). Lineage: Eukaryota; Metazoa; Arthropoda; Insecta; Phasmatodea; Bacillidae. The record is from RefSeq and is a predicted model, not a curated record. Bases 83 to 574 code for a protein of 163 amino acids. Gene Ontology annotation, cellular component: mitochondrion. Gene Ontology annotation, biological process: translation. The transcript is spliced from 3 exons.